GGGGGCGGGGCGCGGCGCGGAAAGGGGAGCGGCGGCCAGCGGGCGGCGGCGGGCACCGGCUGCGCGAGCAGGUACCCGCGGCGGAGGUGGCCAGGCCGCCCCGGGGGGGCGAGCGCGAAGGCGGGGGCUCGGGCCCGCCGCGCCCCCAUGCCGCGGUGAGCACUCGCGCUCGGCGCACUUGUCGCCGCUCCGCGCCAGCCCCAGCGAGCCGGCUCUCUCCGCCCCGCCAGCCCGGGCCCUACCUGCGGCCGCCGUCGGGGGAGGGGGGUCCCCCCAGCUCUGCGGAGCCGCAUGAACAAUAGGCGGCGGCGGUUCCUGCGGGCGGCGGCAGCCCCGCACCCUAUGGAUCGGCCGCUCCAUGGAGCCCUCCAGAGCGCUUCUCGGCUGCCUGGCGAGCGCCGCCGCUGCCGCCCCGCCGGGGGAGGAUGGAGCGGGGGCCGCGGCCGAGGAGGAGGAGGAAGAGGAGGAGGAGGCGGCGGCGGCCCCCGGGGAGCUGGGUUCCGAAGCACCGCUGCCCUACUGGACGGCGGUGUUCGAGUACGAGGCUGCAGGCGAGGACGAGCUGACCCUGCGGCUGGGCGACGUGGUGGAGGUGCUGUCCAAGGACUCGCAGGUGUCCGGCGACGAGGGCUGGUGGACCGGGCAGCUGAACCAGCGGGUGGGCAUCUUCCCCAGCAACUACGUGACCCCGCGCAGCGCCUUCUCCAGUCGUUGCCAGCACGGCGGCGAGGACCCCAGUUGCUACCCGCCCAUUCAGUUGUUAGAGAUUGAUUUUGCGGAGCUAACCCUGGAAGAGAUUAUUGGCAUCGGGGGCUUUGGGAAGGUCUAUCGUGCUUUCUGGAUAGGGGAUGAGGUUGCCGUGAAAGCAGCUCGCCACGACCCCGAUGAGGACAUCAGCCAAACCAUAGAGAAUGUUCGCCAGGAGGCCAAGCUCUUUGCCAUGCUGAAGCACCCCAACAUCAUUGCCCUCAGGGGUGUGUGUCUGAAGGAACCCAACCUCUGCUUGGUCAUGGAGUUUGCACGUGGAGGGCCUUUGAAUAGAGUGUUAUCUGGGAAAAGGAUUCCCCCGGACAUCCUGGUGAACUGGGCUGUGCAGAUUGCCAGAGGGAUGAACUACUUACAUGAUGAGGCAAUUGUCCCCAUCAUCCACCGCGACCUUAAGUCCAGUAACAUAUUGAUCCUCCAGAAGGUGGAGAAUGGAGACCUGAGCAACAAGAUUCUGAAGAUCACUGAUUUUGGCCUGGCUCGAGAAUGGCACCGAACCACAAAGAUGAGCGCAGCAGGGACAUAUGCUUGGAUGGCACCCGAAGUCAUCCGUGCCUCCAUGUUUUCCAAAGGCAGUGAUGUGUGGAGCUACGGGGUGCUGCUUUGGGAGCUCCUGACUGGCGAGGUGCCCUUCCGAGGAAUCGACGGCUUAGCCGUAGCUUAUGGAGUGGCCAUGAACAAGCUCGCUCUUCCCAUUCCUUCUACGUGCCCAGAACCUUUUGCCAAACUCAUGGAAGACUGCUGGAAUCCCGACCCUCACUCACGACCAUCUUUCACAAAUAUCCUGGACCAGCUAACUACCAUAGAGGAGUCUGGUUUCUUUGAAAUGCCCAAGGACUCCUUCCACUGCCUGCAGGAUGACUGGAAACAUGAGAUUCAGGAGAUGUUUGACCAACUCAGGGCCAAAGAAAAGGAGCUCCGCACCUGGGAGGAGGAACUGACGCGGGCCGCGCUCCAGCAGAAGACGCAGGAGGAGCUGCUGCGGCGCCGCGAGCAGGAGCUGGCCGAGCGGGAGAUCGACAUCCUAGAGCGGGAGCUCAACAUCAUCAUCCACCAGCUGUGCCAGGAGAAGCCCCGGGUGAAGAAACGCAAGGGCAAGUUCAGGAAGAGCCGGCUGAAGCUCAAGGAUGGGAACCGCAUCAGCCUUCCUUCCGAUUUCCAGCACAAGUUCACGGUUCAGGCCUCCCCCACCAUGGAUAAAAGGAAGAGUCUCACCAACAGCCGCUCCAGUCCUCCUGCGAGCCCCACCAUCAUUCCUCGCCUUCGAGCCAUCCAGUUGACACCAGGUGAAAGCAGCAAAACCUGGGGCCGGAACUCAGUCGUCCCCAAAGAAGAAGGGGAGGAGGAGGAGAAGAGGGCCCCCAAGAAGAAAGGACGGACGUGGGGGCCAAGUACACUUGGUCAGAAGGAGCUUGCCUCGGGAGACGAAGGAUCCCCUCAGAGACGUGAGAAAGCUAAUGGUUUAAGUACCCCAUCAGAGUCUCCACAUUUCCACCUGGGCCUCAAGUCCCUGGUAGAUGGAUAUAAACAGUGGUCGUCCAGUGCCCCCAACCUGGGGAAGGGCCCGAGGAGUAGCCCAGCCCUGCCAGGGUUCACCAGCCUUAUGGAGAUGGAGGAUGAGGACAGCGAAGGCCCCAGGAGUGGGGAGAGUCGUCUACAGCAUUCACCCAACCAGUCCUACCUCUGUAUCCCGUUCCCUCGCGGAGAGGAUGGGGAGGGCCCCUCCAGUGAUGGAGUCCACGAGGAGCCCACCCCAGUCAAUUCAGCCACCAGUACCCCUCAGCUGACGCCAACUAACAGCCUCAAGCGGGGUGGCACCCACCACCGCCGUUGUGAGGUGGCUCUGCUUGGCUGUGGGGCUGUUCUCGCGGCCACAGGCCUGGGCUUUGACCUGCUUGAAGCUGGCAAGUGCCAGCUGCUUCCCCCAGAGGAGCCUGAGCCACCAGCCCGGGAGGAGAAGAAGAGGCGUGAGGGUCUUUUCCAGAGGGCCAGCCGUCCUCGUCGGAGCACCAGCCCCCCAUCCCGGAAGCUCUUCAAGAAGGAGGAGCCCAUGCUGUUGCUAGGAGACCCCUCUGCCUCCCUCACGCUGCUUUCUCUCUCCUCCAUCUCCGAGUGCAACUCCACCCGCUCCCUGCUGCGUUCCGACAGUGACGAGAUCGUGGUGUACGAGAUGCCCAUCAGUCCGGUUGAAGCCCCACCCCUGACCCCUUGCACCCACAACCCCCUGGUCAACGUCCGAGUGGAACGCUUCAAGCGAGACCCUAACCAAUCCCUGACUCCUACCCAUGUCACCCUUACGGCCCCCACGCAGCCCAGCGGUCACCGGCGGACUCCUUCUGACGGGGCCCUCAAGCCAGCGGCUCUCCUAGCCAGCAGGAGCCCCUCCAGCAAUGGGUUGAGCCCCAGCCCAGGAACAGGAAUGUUGAAAACCCCCAGCCCCAGCCGAGACCCAGGUGAAUUCCCCCGCCUCCCUGACCCCAAUGUGGUCUUUCCCCCGACCCCAAGGCGCUGGAACACACAGCAGGAUUCUACCCUGGAGAGACCCAAGACCCUGGAGUUUCUGCCUCGGCCACGUCCUUCUGCCAACCGGCAACGGCUGGACCCUUGGUGGUUUGUGUCCCCCAGCCAUGCCCGUAGCGCCUCCCCAGCCAACAGCUCCAGCACGGAGACACCCAGCAACCUGGACUCCUGCUUCGCUAGCAGCAGCAGCACUGUGGAUGAGCGGCCCGGACUCCCGGCCCUGCUCCCGUUCCAAGCGGGGCCGCUGCCCCCUGCUGAGCGGACGCUUCUGGACCUGGACGCAGAGGGCCAGAGUCAGGACAGCACCGUGCCGCUGUGCAGAGCCGAACUGAACACACACAGGCCCGCCCCUUACGAGAUUCAGCAAGAGUUCUGGUCUUAACACGAAAAGGGUUGGGGGCGGGCAAGGGGGAAGCAGGAGGAGAUGGGGGGAGCUGGCUGGCACAGCCCUUUCUCGGAGUUGGACCCCCUGAAAUCCAGCCCUACUUCUUGCACUGAUAAUGCACUUUGAAGGUGGAAGGGAUGGAAGCAGGGCCACUUCAGAGGGCCCCCUGCCCUGUAGGGCCUUUCUGCCCAUGUCCACUGGAAGGGGCUGCGGCCAUCAGCUCUGGCUGUGUAGGGGAGGGAGGGGUGCGUGCAUGUCCCCCACCCUCCACAGUCUUCCUCGCCUUUACGGUGACUCUGCAGGGUCACUCAGCCAAAUCUGUCUGCUGCCCCCUCUCCUCAGCCCCCUGGGUAAGCCUGGAGCCUGUCCCGGAGUCCUUUUGUUAGCCCUGAGUUCAGCCUUCCCAAACACCAGUAUUGGAUGAUCUGUGAUUGAUUUUGCUCCUCUUCCACAUUCUUCCCCAGCAUCCAUGAAUCAGAGUCUCAUCUGGUGUGAGAUACACGCUUUUCUGUGCCCUAAGCCCUUACGUGCCCGCUGGAGGACUGAAGGCAAGGUGCCCCAGUGUGGGACGUAGGAGUUGAGGGACCUGGUACUUACCCGCCUGCCCUUCCAGGUGCCCCGCUUAUUUAUUUGAGCCCCACAGGGGUAAGGGGACCUGGGGGGAGGAGAGGGAAUUAGGAAAAACAGAGUCGAGUGGCAGCAAAGAGGGUAACAGAGUCUGCCCUUGUUCCUUUCGGAAACACACAAAUAAAGGCAGAAACCAGCACCUGUUGAUGGCAUCCAUCUCCUACCCGGGGUCUGGACGUGGCCAGACCAGUUUCCGAUACAAACAUGCUCAUCCCAGGGAUAGUUUCUUGGGAGACUCACUCACUGGUGCCAGUUCUGAAGCCAGAGACAAAGUUCCUGUGUUGGUCCGUUAUGUUGUUCUGGUCGUUAUGUGUUAUGCCCUUCCCUGGAUCUUUCCUCCAAUCCCUGGAGCCAGUGGAUUAUGUGUUUGGCUGGUAGAUAUCUCUGCACUGCACCAAAAUAGCAUAUUGGUGGUGGGGGGGUGGGAGGGUCCCGGACACUGGGAGCUGGAACUGUGGGGAUUUCUUCUCAGCCACACCAUCCAUUACGGAAUGCCCUUGAAGUAAAACGGAGCCAUUAGUGGUACCUUCCACGCACGGAUAUGGUGAGGCGAUGAUGUUCGUGGGGUGCUUAGUGAGCCACUGAUAUACAGGAACCUUUGAGCCCCAGGCACUGCAGACUGACCGAGGGCUCAUGCCUCUGGGCACAGGUGGCCCCUGAUGCUGGGCUCUGGACCCUGAGCUGGGUAGGAAGGAGAGCAGAGGCCAACCCUGACUUUUCUGGAAUCUGUUUCCUUAACUGGAAUGUUUAGCUGCUUGUGGAGCUUCCUCCUGUGUGCCUGCACCAUUUCCACUUCCCCUGGGGCCUCCCGUGUCAAGUGUGAGCGGUUGCCUUUGUGCAGGACGCACACGUAAACUUGAUUGGGAGCAGAGCCUUGGGUCAUGCUCCUCUCCCCUCCAGACUCUCCAAAUGUGGCUUCCCUGUCUCUUAUCAUGGAAUAUUUCCUUGGAGACGUUGGCGGACCGCCUGCAGGUUCCCUGCAUUUGCUGCCCGCCUGCCAGAAGGAGGAAAGCAGUGAAGCUGGCACAGAUGAUGAGUUUGGUCACCGCUCUGUCUCUCUGUCACUAUGAUCAAGUCCCAACCCGGGAAUGAGGAAAGGGGUGACCUUGGUUUUCGAAUGGCUCCCUGUUUUAUGAGCUCGCUGGCACUUUGGUUCAAGGGCCCCCCCUCAUCUUGGGUGGGAGGCACUCAGUUUUGUUGCCCAUGGUGUCUCAUCUCUCUCCUCUUUUUUCAGUGAAGACUGUAGAGAUUUUUUUUUUUUUUUUUUUUUGCCUCCGUCCCCUCACCCCUUGGCUGGGGUGGGGGGGGAGGGGUUGUGGAAUGUGAAUCCUAUUAACAGUUCCAGCCAACCGAGGGACUCCUCUUCAUUCUUGAUUGGGGAGGGGGCCACAGAUGGUGUGUUCUGGGCCCUUCCCUGGACUCUCCAUAGCCCCAGUUCCUAAGUCUCUAAUGUGUCUAUAAGCCCUUGGCUCCACUAAAUGGCCCUUUGGCGGGGCGCAGCACACAGCAUAAUCCAAACCUUGCUGGCUCUGGGCAGUGCUCUGUGCUGUGAGGCAAUUGACCGUUUUCUACUUUUUGUUGUUAGGUUGCAGCCAUCUUUUGGGGAAGUGGUAGUAUAACUGAUGUAAUGGGCACGGAGUGGUGGCCACUCGCCAUUGAGUAAGAGGCUGAACCCAUUUCUUACCCCUCCAGCCAGAGGAAAGACAAAGACUGGGUCUGCCAUUGGUAGAAUUGCACCUGUCGGAGGCGGAAGCAGGAUUAGUCCGAGGCUGCUUCGUGAGCUGGCGCAAAGACAGAGGCGUUCUCUCAGCUCCUCCAUAUCCCGUCUCUGAUGGGCCCCUGCCUGCCACGUUCUCUCUCUGUAGGGUGAGGCGUGGUGGGAUAAGGAUCCUAUAGAAUUUGAGUUGUCCACGUAGGCUCCCUUGUCUCUAUGGUCACGGUCAGGAGCAGGCCUUGAAGCUGGGAUUGAGCCCCUGCGUUGGCAGUAGCCAGAAUCCCUUUUUCUCUUUCCGUUUCUUUCCUUCUCUCUGUUCUUGGCAGGUGUUCAUUACCCAAAAGUGAUUGGAUGAUUGGAAUCCAGUGGCCCCCAGCAACAGGGGCCACCAGUGAUGGUGAUUGGAAACAGAUACUGCUCUCUGCCCUUUCUCCUCAGAUCCCUCGUCUCCUUCCACUGAUUCUAAACAGGAUUAUCCUCUGUUUACCCCCCCUUGGGGAUCCAGGUCCCUGCCAGGGGCUGAGUGGAUGUCUCCAUUAUCCUCAUAUUAUUUCCAAGAGGUUUGGUGGUUACUCUCUCUUCACUUCACAUCCUUUAGUAUCCCAAGGGUCUGGUAGUAAUGAUGAAGGUGAUGAUGAUGAUGUCUUCUAUUUGUCAACUGAGAAUAGUGCUACCCUUUCCUCCUGGCCUUUACAAAAUUGCAUCAUUUUCCUUCUGAUACACUUGCUGGUAGAGAAGAGAAAAUGCUUAAAGAGGAAGAAAUUCAAGGGAAGGGAAAUUUGAAAGCUGCCUGGACUGGUCGCUGAGUCGGGCACCAAGCUCUAAGACUUGAACAAGGUGUCUGUCUUCCACCAUCUGUUUUGCUGUCUGGCUCCCCUUUUAGCCACUCUCACAUUUCCUUCCUGUAAAAGCAACCAUUACCUGUUUCCCGGUCAAGGGCAAUGAGAACAUGUUUCAGAGCAGGUCGGCGAAGCAUGCAGCUCCCAGCCGCCCAUUAGGACAAAUUGCUGACCGUAACAGUGUGGUCCUCACCACUUUUGCCUCUAAGGGACUUGCCUAGUGUUUCUUACUUUGGUUUCUGGAAGAGUAGUGGUUUGGAGCUGGCUUAGAAUGACUAACGGGGGCCAUGGUCAGGCACAUCUUCUUCUGCGUUUAUGCAGCACCUGGUGUUUACUUACAGACCUCCUUCCUGAUCCCCCCACUUAACUUGUCAGGCUGGUCUUUCCCAGCAUUAGUGUCUUAGGAAGGAGGAAAAUAGGAGACCGGGAGGCUGGAGUCAGCAUCAGAAUGACAGUUUGGGGUCUUGGAGUUUUUAGGAGUCAUUCCCAGAGUCUUGUUUUUUUCGAGACUGGAAUGAGGCCAAUUUAAUUCUUGGAAGAAUCUUUGCGAGAAGGUCUGCCGGCCCUUGGGAUGCAUGUCCUGGUGUGAGGUUCUUGACAAGGCCCCUUUCCCUUCAGACCACGGUUGCUCAGGGACACAACAGGACACCCCAAGGGCAUCUAGGUGUGGCUUGUUGUCAACACUCCUAUUCCUCAGUCCCCACGUUGGGCCCCCCUCCUCCCGCUGGCCCCCACAAGGAGGGAGACCCCUCCUGAGCGUUGCUAACUCUUCAAGCUUGCUUUUAACAAAAGCACAGAACAGCGGGUUCUGAAAGGCUGGAAGGCUGUGAAUGGUUACACUUCAGGGAGCCUUGAUCUUUUCUUCAUGUGUUUAAUUAAGCCUGUGCUUUUGACUCAGGUAUGUGAGCAACCCCCCCCCCCCCACCCGCCUUCAAGCUGGUUGGAAACACUCCAUUGCCUCUUGGAGGAUUUGGGGGAAGAGGCAGGUGUUGCCCUUGCUGUAGUGCUGGGCCUUUCCUGAAAGCUCUGCCAGAGACUGGCCCUGGGUCAGGGGUGAGAGCAGCCCGCACCGCAGUGUGUUGUGAUCAUAAAUGACCAUGGUGGCAAGAACGGCAGGAACACGGUGACCUGAGCUGCCCACAUGCUAGUGUGCGAAGUUGCAAGUGUCUCCUCCCCUCUGUGGACCUGUGAGCCCAACAACGAACUGAGGAUGAUGCUCUCUUCCCUACCUGAAGCACGAAGCCCUUUAACUUUAAAAUGUGUGGUCCUGGAACCCAGGGUCCAGCACUGAUAAGCCUCACCUUGCUAGUUUAUUUCCCUUUGUGGAGAAAAGUGUGGGGGUUGGGUGGGGUGGGGGGUGGUUGUAGGUCAAAACCAGCCGAAUACUGGCAAUUUCCUGCGGUUCAGCCUACUAGGCCACUUGCCUCUCUCCUUGGCUUCAGGCCUGAGGAUGGCUUCUUGUCAAGCUACAUUUAGUCCUAGGAACACAUUCCUAAAUGCUCUCUUCUUUCAGACAAAUCAUUGCUUUCUUAGAUCAGGAAUUCAAAUUAGUAAAAAUCCACAUCAGAAAGGAGAACCCGCUGCUGCUUCUGGGAGUUCUCGGUCCCUGGCACCUUCCGGGCCUUGCCACUGGACCCUUGGCAUCUCAGGCACUGGUGUUUGAAGGCAGGAGGCAGAAACCGGAGUCCCGGCUAAUAACGGCUAAUUAAUAGGAUUUAGGUGCCUAACCAGCCUGACCCAGCUCUGGGCUUCUGGUUCGCUGUGCAGGUCAGGUGAACCUCUCAUCAUCUUCUCAGACUGCUGACGAUUUCCCAUUUGUUCUGAUGAGAUAUUGACAGCCCUCCCGCUUUGUUCAUUUCCGGUCUUGGGCACUGGCAGCACCCUGGCCUCCCUAGACAGCUCAGGGAGCCGGGUCAUUUGUUGUUCUGAAGGUCGGGCUCUUUCCUUAACCUGGAAGCCAGUAGGACUGGUCUUCCUGAUUCUUACUGCCUGUGGUUCCCUGCAUCCCCCGCCUGUAGCCUUGCUUCGGGUUGUUAGCUCACGACUACAGCUAGAAAUUGAGAAGAGCCAUUGUGUUGAGCUUCAUGCCCUUGGUACCCAGCUGUAGCAAAGAAGGGAGAUGAUGAACUUGUCAACUUUCUCCUCUGAUUUUCCUCACUAUCCAUCCUAAACACACACGCUCGCACAUUCACACACUCACAUAUUCACAUGCUCACAUACAGAUUUAGACUAUCUUCUAGAGGAUUAAGGAAAGAAGUUGGAGAUGGGUUUUACUUAGUUCGCAGAAAAGCUUUCUUUGGGAUUUUCCUUCCUGUUAGAGCCUUUGAGUCUAGGUAAAGUGAAAGUUCACAUAUGUGUUCGUUUUGUUUCUCUGUAAUUAGCUACUAGUUUUCAUCCCUAGGCCUUCCCUGUUUCAGUGUCUUGUUCAUAUGUCCUAACCCUGUGUCCUUGAAUUCCCAUUUUGCUUUGGGAUUUAAGUUAUUGUAAUUUGUCAACAAUAUUUAAAAAUAGAAAAGUCCUGAAGGAAACUUACCAGGUUCUUUUCUUUGGCUUUUUUUUUUUCAAGGUACUGUAAAUUGUUAACUAGGGAUGCCAAGCAGGCUUGGUUCAAUGGCUAAACCUCUUAUCGUAUUACAGUGUAAUGCCGAUUCAGCCUGGUCCCACCACCAGAGCACACACAGACUUGAAUAAAACUGUUAUAACAAUGA
Messenger RNA from Leopardus geoffroyi (Geoffroy's cat), 9558 nucleotides. RefSeq names its product mitogen-activated protein kinase kinase kinase 9 (gene MAP3K9). Gene Ontology annotation, biological process: protein phosphorylation. The record is from RefSeq and is a predicted model, not a curated record. The transcript has 12 exons. Bases 359 to 3667 code for a protein of 1102 amino acids. Gene Ontology annotation, molecular function: JUN kinase kinase kinase activity; ATP binding; protein binding. NCBI's taxonomy places the organism in Eukaryota, Metazoa, Chordata, Mammalia, Carnivora, Felidae.